Molecule: messenger RNA, 1473 nt
Organism: Vairimorpha ceranae
Lineage: Eukaryota; Fungi; Microsporidia; Nosematidae
Product: phosphoglycerate -bisphosphoglycerate-independent
Exons: 1
Coding region: 1-1473 (490 amino acids)
Biological process (GO): glucose catabolic process
Cellular component (GO): cytoplasm
Molecular function (GO): manganese ion binding
Source: RefSeq, a predicted model, not a curated record
AUGAAAAUAUGCUUAAUAGUUUUAGAUGGUUGGGGUCAUAACUUAAAGCCUAAACAAAAGGAUGCCAUACAAGAUGCAAACUGUAAAAACAUGCGUUUUUUAUCUAAAAAAUAUUUAAGCUAUUUAAUUCAUGCUAGUGGUAAAUACGUUGGAUUACAUGAAGGCUGUAUGGGAAAUUCCGAAGUAGGACAUCUGACAAUUGGUUCUGGUCGCGUAGUCAAACAAAAUAUUAUUUUGAUUGAUGAGGCAUUCUCAUCAGGUUCUAUUAAAGAAAACCUUAGAUCUCUUAUAGCACUAAAUAAAAAAAGAUUACACUUAAUCGGGUUGGUGAGUGAUGGUGGCAUACAUUCUCAUGUAAACCAUUUAAUAGGACUAAUAAACACACUUAGUAAAAAUUUUGAAGAAAUUUUUGUUCAUUGUAUUUCAGAUGGGCGCGAUACAGCACCUUACGCUUUUACUGAAUAUUUAGAUUGUAUACUUACAAAUUGUUUGGAUUCGCAGAAUUACAGUAUUGCUUCAGUAGGGGGAAGAUUUUACGCCAUGGAUCGUGAUAAUAAUGAAGAUAGAAUAAAUAAGUAUUUUAAUACAUUGACCUCAGAAAAAGAAUUUGAUAACAUUAAAAAUUAUAUUAAAGAUCAAUAUAACAAAGGAUAUAACGAUGAAAAUAUUGUUCCUGCAUUAUUUAGUACAAAAGGAAGAAUUCAAAAAGAUGAUCUUAUAUUAUUUUUUAAUUUUCGUGCUGAUAGAAUGCGGCAGAUUACGAAAAAAUUUAUAAAUGAAAAAUAUAAUUUGUUUACAUUUACCGAAUAUGAAAAAGGCUUGACUCAAAAUGUUAUCUUUAAACCUAGUAAAGUUAUAAAUACACUCUCCGAUAUUCUUGAAAAGAAUGGUAUUGAACAAGUUCACAUUGCUGAAACAGAAAAGUAUGCGCAUGUAACCUAUUUUUUCAAUGGUGGAACAGAAAAAAAGCAUAAAUUUGAAGAUAGAAAAAUUGUUGAAUCAAAAAAGGUUAAAUCUUUUGCAGAAAAUCCUAAAAUGUCAUCAGAAAAUAUUGCUAACGAAAUAAUUACAAGUAUUACAGAAAAUAAACAAUUUAUUGUAGCAAAUUUCGCAGCACCAGAUAUGGUAGGACAUACAGGAGAUUAUAACGCAACAGUAAAAGCCGUUGAGUGCGUUGAUGAUCAAAUUGGUAAAAUUUAUAAUCAAUGUUUAUUGCACAAUUACGUUUUAAUAAUAACGGCAGACCAUGGCAAUGCAGAAAUUAUGUUUGAUGAAAUACAAAAUUUAGUCAGUAAAAAACAUACAAGCAAUAAAGUUCCAUUUAUUGUAACAAUACCCAAAGAAAGAACAAAAAAUAAUACCGAUUGGGGCUAUGAAAACUCUGAAUAUUCAUUAGCUGAUGUUGCGCCUACAAUAUUAUCACUAUUUGGCAUUGAGCCACCCCAAGAAUUUACAGGAAAGCCAAUUGUAUAA